UCGAGUGCGCGAGUGUACAUUACGCCAUAGUGAAAUUCCGAGAAACGCGUUUAAGCCAGCGCUUUGCCGACGGAGUAUUAUAACGGUAAAACUAAGAAUGUUUAGUGUGUAAUCCGUAGCAAGGACUAUCUUCGCGCUUCGUGUGGGCGUCAAGCCAAAAACCACCGUCACCGCCGCCAUUGCUGUUGUCGGUUGCUCGUCUUGCCGUUGCUGUCAGCUGUCAACUGUCAGCUCAUCAAUAAUUUCUAGGCGUCGAGUCAGCAGGGCAAUUCAUACAAAUCGACAUUAAUGUUGGGUCACUAAUAUAACGGUGCCUAUGCGUAUGUAUGCGCGCGUACUGUGUUGGUGUGCUUUUGCCACCAGCGCACCGUUUGGCGCCUCUUCAAGGCUCUGAGCCACUUCGUCGUCCUUUUUUUCAUCUACAAUUGCAUUUAUGCGUGUGCGUCUGUGUGUGUGUGUGUUUGGAAUGGUGUUAGCCAUAUACACCCUAACGGCGCUAAGCCCACGCACACAUGCCCACUUGGUUUUGCUGCCCCCCGCCCCUCUAACCCCACACACAUGUGUGGCGGCGACUUAAUACAUUUAAUGUGCGCCAAAGUGUGCCGAUAUGCAAAUAUGUGUUGGUGUUUUUGCGGUAACUUGGUCACAGUUUUGCAUUAAUUUACUUUCCGUCAUAAAUCAAACAUUUGCAUUUUAAAACUGACGUCGCCAUUGACAGUCGUUGGGUACGGUUAACGCGGGCUUUUGGACGAUUUCGUUGAAUAAUUAUAAAAGUUAUUUGAUAUGGUCGAAUUACAUACAUAUAUUGGAUAAAUAUAUACAAAUAAAGAAGAAAAAUUAAAAAUUGUAGUAUCAAUAAAAACCAAAAACAAAAAAAAAACAUAUAAUAGAUUUAUAUAAAAAUACGAAAACUAACAGCAAACAAAAAAAAAAAAACAAAAAUGAUGUGUUAAUAAAAUGAAAAAAUACAAGCUUUGUGAUACGUGAGAAUAACUUGUUGGUGUAUUGUGCAAAAAUAUCUAAAAAUAAUACUACGUGCAUAAAAAUUAAGAACAUGAACUACUGUUAACUGUAUCUACACACUUUUGGAUCAACAACGACUUACUUGCAGCCAUCACUAGCAGUCUAGGAUAAUAACUUCUCUAUAAUCAGAGUCCGCGUGGCAUGCAACCGUGUAGUCCAUCGGGCGUUAUUGCAGUGAUGCCGCCAUCGAAGAGUCCCACCAUGGAAACGGCCGCCGGACAGCAAGCAAAUGCUCACCUCAGUGACAGCAGCGCCGCCGAUAAGGAACAAGGCGCGGAGCAACAGCGCGCCGCAACGCCUGUCAGCAGCAACAAUACGACGAAUACAACAAACACCAGCACGAAUCUGCCUAAUGCACGCGCUUGUCCGCUCAAAUUUUCCAUUGCGAAAAUUAUGGAGCCCGAUCAACGCGCCAGCUGCGAAAGUAUCAAUGCGCCCGAAGAUUCCGAACGCUCGUGCAGUCCCAUUGAGGUCGCCAGCGAUGAGUGUGAGUCAGAGCGCGCCGAAUUGCAAUUAUCAAGCGCUAGCAGCCAGCAAUGCGCAAAUGCUGAGAACUAUGAUUCCGCUUUCAAAAAGUAUGUGCCAUCUUCCGCCACCUCGGCCGCGGCUGCUGCUGCCGCCGUCGCCGCCAACACUGUGAACAAUGUUGCCGCUGUGCAGCAGUUUGUUAAUACGCGCCAUCAGGAAUUAAUGUCACAAUAUCCGUUGCUAUAUUAUGCGCCCAAUCAGUUGAUGUGCGCCGCCGCCGCAGCGCAAUAUGCAGCGCUCACUGCCGCGCAGCAACAAACUCUACUUGGUAAUACCGGUGCUGCCGCGCAUUUGAGUAGUUUCACCGCGUCGCUUAACAAUUUUCACACGCAAUCGCUGCGCCGUAAUCUCAGCGCUUCUGGACAUCAUUUAGCCGCCGCUGCAGCAGCAGCAGCUGCCGCGCAGGCACAGGCGCAUCAUGUACACCAUCAAGCGCUUGCCAGCGCACACCCGCAGCUGCAGCAGACGCUGGAAAAACAGCAGCAGCAACAACACCAACAGCAUAAAAUGCGCGACAGCGCUGCUGGCGCAUAUCACAGCAUGAAACGCAAGCAUAACGCGAGCGCUGCAGCUGCCACCGCCGCCGCGCAAUCCGCUACGUCAAUUCAUGAGCACAACUCAUCGCGCGCUUCCUCACCCGCCUCACGUCAUCUACGUUCGCCGUCCCCCAACUCAAUGGAUGACAGUCCUGGCUCUACAUCGGGCAAGCAAAAGACAUUCUCAUGCCUGGAAUGUGGCAAGGUCUUCAACGCGCACUACAAUCUUACGCGCCAUAUGCCGGUGCACACUGGCGCGCGUCCAUUUGUUUGCAAAGUUUGCGGUAAAGGUUUUCGGCAGGCCUCAACGCUUUGUCGCCAUAAAAUCAUACACACCUCCGAGAAGCCGCACAAGUGUCAGACCUGUGGCAAGGCCUUCAAUCGCUCCUCUACGCUGAACACGCACACACGCAUUCACGCCGGCUACAAGCCCUUCGUGUGCGAAUAUUGCGGCAAAGGUUUCCAUCAGAAAGGCAACUACAAGAACCACAAGCUUACGCAUAGCGGCGAAAAGGCGUACAAAUGCAAUAUCUGCAACAAGGCUUUCCACCAAAUCUACAACCUCACCUUUCACAUGCACACACACAACGACAAAAAACCCUACACGUGUAAGGUGUGCGCCAAAGGUUUCUGUCGCAACUUCGACCUGAAGAAACAUAUGCGCAAGUUGCACGAGUUGGGCGGCAGCGAUCUGCUCGACGAUGACUCGCCACCAAGCUAUGAACGCCGACGCGAGUAUACGCGUCGUGAAUAUACGCGCCGCGAAGCGCAUCUCGGCUACCACGCCCACUUACCACACGGUAGCCAAUUGACGCCCGACUCCUCUGCUGGCAGCUUAUCGCCGCCGAUCAAUGUCACUACACCGCCGCUCUCUAGCGGUGGUGGCGGUGAUAGCAGCAACCCCGCUUGGCAUACGCCGCAGUACCAAACGCUAACCAACGCGCACCAGUCAGCAGCUGUAAAUGCAACAACGCCUGCCAGCGCCUACGCACCGCAUCACCUUUUGCCUCAGGUGGCCAGCAGCAGCUUUCGUGCAACCGCCGAAUACUCCAGCAGCUCCGCAUUCAUUCAACUAGCCAGCGCAGCUUCCACGAGCGCCUCCACCAGUGCCGCACAAAUGUUAUCGGCUCACCAGCACCAACAACAACAGGCGCAUCAGCACAACCAACAUCAUCACCAGCACAACCACAACCAAAGUCCGAUGCAUCAUCAUCAUCAGCGUCUGUCGGCGGCUGCUGCCGUCUCCGCCAUGGAUCAGGUGCCCUUCAUAGCGAAAGUGUUUUGACAGCGCUACUAUGCGGACAGUUUGGCCACAACGAGUACGCAGCAUGCCGCCAGCACACUGACCGCUUCCACGAAGAGCAUACUCAUCGACUGACUGCAGUUCGUGGCGGCCGCUGCGGCAGCGACGGCAACAGCAACAGCGACGGCGACAGCGCCAUCAACAGCCAGCUCGAACUUGAUCACAGCACCGUCUUCAACACUCACUGAGCUGGAGUUGGAUGAUGAACUUCUGGUGGACGCUGUGGAUGAAGAUGAGCCGCCGAUGCAGCUACCUACCCUUCCAGCUAUGGAUCAGCUGACGGAGCAAUUCGCGGCGCAUCGCACAACAUUGGGUAGUGCUGUCGAGGCGCUAAAUGGUCUACUUUAAAGCGUGCCUCCGAACUGCUGGUUUCAACAAAAUGGUUUCAUGGCUGCGCGAAGCGGCCGCUAUUUACCAAAAGUGAUCACCGAUUAGUCAAAAGUGUGCAAUAUGCGUUAAGAAUUCGUAAAGCUUUGAAAAAAAUUAAAUAUUCGAAAUAUUUCCUCAGCUUUAACGGUACAAUUUCUUUAACAUUGCACUCUCCAGCACCUUGCCACAUAGCUUUCCAGUGAUUUACCGUUAUUUUUUUUUUGAGCAUAUUCCGUGAAAAAGCACAUGUGCGCAUCCUCAACUUACUUAGAAUGAAUAUAUAGCUUAGGGGUAUUCACGUUGUAAAUAAAAGCGGCUAUAUGUGAUAUACCCAACUUGUAAAUAAGUGUGUUCUUGUAAAUAUGUAUGUAUGUUGCGCCAUAAAUGUUCUUUAAUAAAAUGGUUGAAAAUAUAUACAGUUAGUGGUUUCUACGUAUAUAUGUAUAUGUGUGAAAUACAUAUAUACAAUUGUAAGUAUGUGUUUAGUGCUAAGUAUUUCAAUGUGAAAUUCAACCUCUACACACACAUAUACACAACCUUUUGCGCCCACAAACAGUUCAAUUUUAGGUGUAGUAGUAUUAGUAAAAUUGUAAUUUAUGUUCUAGUUAUAAAUAAUUGAGAUAUAUAACAUUAAGUAAAUAAUAAAUAAAAAUCCGAAUGCUAAAGAUGAAAUAUUAUAUAACAUUAAGGGAAUUAUCGAUUUGAUUUUUAGUCAAUAUACAUAUCGGAAUAUGUAUAUUUAAGCGACAUAGUGCGGUGAAUUGAAUGUGUUUGAAUUGAAAAUAUAAA
Messenger RNA from Bactrocera neohumeralis, 4548 nucleotides. Its product is annotated as fez family zinc finger protein erm. The transcript is spliced from 2 exons. The record is from RefSeq and is a predicted model, not a curated record. Gene Ontology annotation, cellular component: nucleus. The coding region runs from base 1165 to 3372 and encodes 735 amino acids. Lineage: Eukaryota; Metazoa; Arthropoda; Insecta; Diptera; Tephritidae.